Molecule: messenger RNA, 3252 nt
Organism: Vigna radiata var. radiata (mung bean)
Lineage: Eukaryota; Viridiplantae; Streptophyta; Magnoliopsida; Fabales; Fabaceae
Product: transcriptional corepressor LEUNIG
Exons: 18
Coding region: 245-2953 (902 amino acids)
Cellular component (GO): nucleus
Molecular function (GO): protein binding
Source: RefSeq, a predicted model, not a curated record
AAGCUUGUUCUAGUUCUAACCCUUUUGAUUUUUUCUCCUAAAUCCUCUCCUUUGUGCGCUGUGCCUCUCUUUUCCCUUUCUCAGUUUCCCUUUUUUCAGUUCUUUUUUCUCAUUCCUUCUGUGUAACUCUGUCUCUCUGCUGCAUCAAAAGCUCGUCUCUUUUGCAAUUGUUACUGUGCAGUUUCACAAACCUUCACAGAACUCAUUCAUUCCUUCAUUACCCAUCAAUAUUUGCUCUGUCAGCAUGUCUCAGACUAACUGGGAAGCUGAUAAGAUGUUAGAUGUUUAUAUCCAUGAUUACCUAGUGAAGAGGGAUUUGAAGGCCUCAGCUGAGGCUUUUCAAGCUGAAGGGAAAGUGUCGUCGGACCCUGUUGCUAUUGAUGCACCCGGAGGAUUUCUGUUCGAGUGGUGGUCUGUUUUCUGGGACAUAUUUAUUGCCAGGACCAAUGAGAAGCACUCUGAGGUUGCUGCAUCUUAUAUCGAGACACAAUUUAUGAAGGCUAGAGAGCAACAACAACAACAGCAACAACAACAACAAUCACAACCUCAGCAGUCACAACAUCAACAACAACAACAGCAGCAACAACAACACAUUCAGAUGCAACACAUCCUGUUACAGAGGGCUCAGCAGCAGCAGCAACAACAACAACAACAGCAACAACAACCACAGCAGCAACAACAACAACAACAGCCACAACAUCAACAACCACCACCUCAGCAGCAGCAACAGGGUAGGGAUAGGACCCAUCUCUUAAAUGGUGGUACCAAUGGGUUAGUUGGAAACCCUAGCACUGCAAAUGCACUGGCAACAAAGAUGUACGAGGAAAGGUUAAAACUUCCCCUUCAAAGGGACUCUUUGGAAGAUGCAGCAAUGAAGCAAAGAUUUGGAGACCAACUCUUGGACCCAAAUCAUGCCUCAAUAUUGAAGUCAUCUGCAGCUACUGGCCAGCCUUCAGGCCAAGUUUUGCAUGGUGCUGCUGGUGCAAUGUCUCCACAAGUUCAAGCUCGUAGUCAGCAAUUACCAGGGUCUACUCCGGAUAUAAAGAGUGAGAUCAAUCCCGUUUUAACUCCCAGAGCUGCAGGUCCUGAAGGAUCAUUGAUAGCAAUGCCUGGUUCAAAUCAAGGUAGCAACAAUUUAACUCUAAAAGGGUGGCCACUAACGGGUUUGGAGCAACUACGUUCUGGUAUGCUUCAACAACAGAAACAACCUUUCAUACAGUCUCCUCAACCAUUUCAUCAACUUCCAAUGUUGACACCACAACAUCAGCACCAACUAAUUCUGGCACAACAAAAUUUGGCAUCACCAUCUGGCAGUGAUGAUAAUAGAAGGCUCAGAAUGCUGCUGAAUAACAGGAAUAUGGGUGUAGCUAAGGAUGGUCUUUCGAACCCUGUUGGUGACGUGGUAUCAAAUGUUGGAUCACCUCUUCAAGCAGGUGGCCCUGCUUUCCAGCGUAGUGAUACAGACAUGCUAAUGAAGUUGAAACUGGCACACUUACACCAUCAACAACAGCAGAAUGCCAAUCCACAACAACAGCAGCAGCAACUGCAACAACAUACUCUAUCAAAUCAGCAAUCUCAGUCUUCAAAUCAUAACAUGCAUCAGCAGGAUAAAAUAGGGGCAGGUGGUGGUAGUGUCAAUGUGGAUGGUAGCAUGUCAAACUCCUUUAGAGGAAAUGAUCAGGUUUCCAAAAGCCAGACUGGGAGAAAGAGGAAGCAGCCUGCAUCUUCUGGUCCUGCCAAUAGUUCUGGAACAGCUAAUACAGCUGGCCCAUCUCCAAGUUCAGCCCCCUCGACUCCCUCGACUCAUACACCCGGUGAUGUGAUGUCAAUGCCUGCUUUACCUCAUAGUGGCAGUUCUUCGAAGCCAUUAAUGAUGUUUGCUGCCGAUGGUGCUGGAACUCUUACAUCACCUUCAAACCAGUUGUGGGAUGAUAAGGAUCUUGAAUUGCAGGCUGAUGUGGAUCGUUUUGUGGAGGAUGGAUCUCUUGACGAUAAUGUUGAGUCUUUUUUAUCCCAUGAUGAUACUGACCCGAGGGAUACUGUUGGUCGUUGUAUGGAUGUAAGCAAAGGUUUUACAUUUUCUGAGGUAAAUUCUGUACGUGCAAGCACUAACAAAGUUGUCUGUUGCCAUUUCUCGUCUGAUGGGAAAUUGCUUGCUAGUGGUGGACAUGACAAAAAGGCUGUUUUAUGGUUCACAGAUACUCUACAGCAAAAGGCUACUCUUGAAGAGCAUGCUUCUUUAAUCACUGAUGUUCGUUUCAGUCCAAGCAUGCCUCGCCUUGCAACAUCUUCAUAUGACAGAACUGUCAGGGUGUGGGAUGUUGAUAAUCCUGGAUAUACGCUGCGAAGUUUUACUGGUCAUUCUGCAUCUGUUAUGUCACUAGAUUUUCACCCUAAUAAAGAUGAUCUUAUCUGCUCUUGUGAUGUCGAUGGUGAGAUCCGAUAUUGGAGUAUUAAGAAUGGAAAUUGUGCUAGAGUCUCAAAGGGUGGCACUGCUCAGAUGAGAUUUCAACCUCGUCUAGGGAGGUACCUAGCUGCAGCUGCUGAGAAUGUUGUUUCAAUACUUGAUGUGGAAACGCAAGUAUGUCGAUAUUCAUUAAAGGGACAUACAAAAUCAAUACAUUCAGUGUGUUGGGAUCCUUCUGGGGAGUUCCUGGCAUCUGUCAGUGAGGACUCUGUAAGGGUUUGGACUCUUGGAUCAGGGAGUGAAGGGGAGUGUGUUCACGAGCUUAGCUGCAAUGGCAAUAAAUUUCACUCGUGUGUUUUCCAUCCAACAUAUUCUUCGCUUUUGGUAGUUGGUUGUUACGAGUCAUUGGAGCUCUGGAACAUGACUGAGAACAAGACAAUGACUCUAUCCGCUCAUGAAGGUCUUAUUGCCGCAUUGGCAGUUUCUACUGUAAAUGGUUUGGUUGCUUCAGCCAGUCAUGACAAGUUUGUGAAGCUAUGGAAGUGACUUGGUUGCGUCUCAUCAAUACAGGUUGUUUUAUCAGUGUUGAUAAUGAAUGAUGUUUGUAGUUUGUCCCCCUUUUUGUAGUUUGAUCAACCACCCCUCAACAUAUUUUUAGUUUAUGUUCCCUUAUGUAGCUUGAUCAUUAGUUUAUGUGCCCUUCUUUUAUGAUGUAGCUUGAUCAGUCACCCUUCCCCUUUUGCCGUUUAAUAUAAUCUGAUUAUGUAAUAAUAGAUAUUGACUUUUGUAAUAUUGUCACCCCUGUUGUACUCUGUUUCAUAAUUGUUUUACUUGGAGAUUUCUAA